AUGACUUCCACUGCAAGUCAAGCGAACCAAAACCCGGCCAAUACCCCCGCAGCUCCCGUAGCAGCUCCGUCGUAUGCUUCCGCCGCCGGUGCGAACAAGAAGCCGACAUCUUCGCCGCUGAUUGCGACGGGCUCUCACCCGCCCGUGGUGGUUGCGUCCUCUGCGCCAGCCCCUCAAAAUGGCAAGCCUUCCGCUCCCCAGCCGGUGAACGGCAGGCCCAGCAUCACCCCUGCGGUCCCUGUCGCGCGUGGCACCUCCGUCAAUGGUGGCGCAGCAGACCACUCCCGCAAGAGCUCAGUUACCAUCAAUGCCCCGGCGAUGGCAAAUGGCGGUCCCGCUGGCGCCCACAAGAACAUUCAGUUCGGCUUUGAGUCGCCGGCUAUCGCCCACAGCACGCCCCAGAUGGGUGGCGCUGCGCCAAUUCCCAUUCCCGGCAGCGGCAACCCGAGGAUUCAGUCGCCUGCCCACUCGCCGUCGCCCAUUCCUCAGAUGCCACAGCAGAGCGGUGGCGGCCAGCGGGCUCCAUCGAUGCCCCCGGCUCCCCUGACGUUUGGCAGUUUUCCAGGCGAUAACGAUCGCCACAUGAAGCAGCACAACUCAGUUGCCAUGGGUCAGAGCCCCCACAUCCGACGUGAUUCGCAGGCUUCCACUCACGGCGAAGGAGUUGGCCACGGCGGUCCGGCGCAUGGCCGAGGUGGCUUCCAGGGCCAGGGUCGCGGGCGCGGCAACUUCAACCCGCAGUACAACAAUCCUAACAUGGGUUACCCCCCCAACCGGAACUUCUCUGGUCCUAACGCUGGCCGAGGAGGUAUGCCUCCUUACCACCAGGGCCGCGGCGGAAUGCAGCAGUACCCCAACUCGCCGCAACCACACCGUGCCAGCCCAGCCACGACUCCGGCCAUGCCGCACGUCACUCCUACUAUGCCACCUGCCUCCCUGGCUGGCACCGCAGGCCAGCCCCACUACUAUGGCGGCAUGAAUCCGGCCAUCCCCCCUUACGCUCAUCAAGUAAAGUCCCUUUCCAUUAACAGCGAUUACCCCGUAUCCAAGGCACAAAAGAAGAACAAGGCAGGCCGUCGGGACUCGGAGAAAGCGCACCAUCUGCGAGGUCCCAACGGCUCUUACAAUCAGUCAAGCAUGGAACACUCUCAAAAGCCGCGGCGUCAUAGCAAACGUUGGGACCCGACGGUCGAGCGUCAUCAGAAUGCCAACGGCGGCUCAUCAUCGCCUGAGUAUUCGGAUGGCCCUCCUCCUUCGUACCAAUUCCAGCCAGGCCGCCCGGUUCCCAUGCUUCCCCCUCAGUUCUUGGGAACCCUUGACCUGUCACCCGAGAGUGGAAACUAUGAGAAGCUGCUAACCGCAAACAAGAUGCAGAUGGGCGGUGCUUAUGGCAUGCCGCCGCCGAUGGAUGGCUACCGCAUGAACUAUGGCUAUCAACCCCAACCCAUGAACCCCUACAUGGGCCAGCCGUCGCAGUUUGGCCCUCCUACUCACCAAGGGUUUGUCCCUUCGUAUGGUCCUGGACAACCGGCGGCUCAGCCGAUGUCCCGUAAUGCUUCACAGGUUUCCGACCGACCGGCCUCCAGCACCGGACAGAACCAAGCGCCAGUCAUCGCCCAAGGCACACCCCAGCAGCGACCCGCUCAAGCGGCUCCCGCUAUUGUGUCGUCCCCCGCGUUUGCCCGUCCCAAGAAGAGUGCCGCUAUCGUCAUCAAGGACUCAGAAGGUAAAGUCGUCGACCUGGCUGCCGCCAUAAAGAGCCCCGCGUCUCCGGCCCCUGCCAUCCAGCAGUCCAAGACACCGCCGGCGAUCGUCUCGACUCCCACGCCGCCACCCAAGCCUUCGACCCCUUCUCACGGUCGAACCGACAGCACGUCUACUGGCAAGACAGCCGAGCAGGUCCGGAACGAGUUUAUCAACGCUGUGCGGAAGCAGGCCGAUGCCCCGUCGGAUGCGAAAGCCAAAGAGGAUGAAGAGGCUGCCAAGGCUGCCGAAGAGAGGGCCGCGGCCGAGGAGAAGGCAGCUGCUGAGAAGGCAGAGGCUGAGAAGGCGGCUGCUGAAGAGAAAGCCAAACAGGAAGAGGCUGAGAAGGCGGCUGCCGAGGAGAAGGCCAAGGAGGAGGCACGCCUCGAGGCUGAGAAGAAAGCAGCCGAGGAGGCUAAGGCCGCUGAAGAAGCCAAGGCGGUCGAGGAGGCCAAGGCAAAAGAAGAGGCCGAGGCGAAGGCAAAGGCAGAGGCGGAAGCUGCUUCCGCUGCUGCUGAGUCUGCCAAGGCCCUGGAGCCCAAGGCAGAGAAGUCUCCCGACGAGAUGAGCGAAGAAGAACUCGAGCGUAUGAUUCGUGAGAUGGAGGAGGAGGAUGCUCGUCGCGAGAAGGAGCAGGCCGAAAUAUCUGCCAGGAAAGCCGCGGAGAGGGAAGAAGAGAAGAAGCGCGCCGCCGAGGCCGCCAAGCUCACCGCUGCUGAGAACGACAGGAAGCUCAGGGAGCAGGAGGCGGAGAUGGAGCGACUGGAGGAGGAGCGCGAACGCCGCCGCAAGGAAAACGAGGCCAAGGGUGUCCAGGUGUCCGUCAGCGAUCUCCUGACCAAGAAGAUGGAGGAGCUAAAGGUGGAUGACAAGAAGGAUUUGGCCGAGAAACCCAGCGCCACCCCUGAUGCCAGUGCCAACGGAAAGGUCGGAACCGCCGACAAAGUUAACCGCAAGCCUGCCGCUCUCAACCUGGCCCCGCUCAAGACAACGCCGGUUGAAGCACCCCAGCCGAGUGCGGCACUGCAGUCUCUCCGCUCUGCCCGUUUCCUGCCCGGCGUGGAGUACAGCAUUUACCCUGCGGGCAUUGCGUCGCCCAACCCUGCCCUGAAUGCCCAAGUUCAGAAGAAAGGCAAGAUCUUCAAGUACGAUGCGCAAUUCCUGCUUCAGUUCCAGAAUGUUUUCACAGAGCAACCGUCGCCGGAGUUUCACCAGCAAGUCAAGGCUCUCAUCGGAGACUCGGACGGUUCUCGUUCUGCUUCGGCCCGCACCCCCGGUGCCGGUUCUGGCAGGCAAGGUUCGCGCUCCGGCGCCGCUUCCGCCUUCCCGCCUGGGGGCGCCAUGGGCCAGUUUGGUGCUGCCAAGACAUUGCCUGCUGGAACCACUUCGGCAGAACGCUUUGCCAUGUCUCAAGGCGCCAUGCCCCGACCUGGUGGCAUGAAUACCAUGGGCGGCUUCAGCCGCGGCGGUGGCUUCCCUGGCCAGAUGAACCGGACUCCUUCUUCCGGUCCCGGUGGUCUUCCCUCUCCCCGCACCGGCAGCAGGCGUGGCGGCAGCAGAGCCAAGGACUUUAGCAAGGGUGAGGCUCAGGCUGCUAAGACCAUGCCCCUCACCGCAGGCCAAGAGGUCAAGCCAAUUACCAUCUCGGCGACAGGCUGGAAACCCACAAGCAUUGGGAAGAAGGAAUUGCAAGCGCCCACUGCGGUUAUUGCCCAAGGUGGCCAUCUCGACCCCGAGAUGGUGCAGCGCAAGGUAAAGGCGGCCCUGAACAAGAUGACUCCCGAGAACUUCGACAGGAUCUCGGACCAGAUCCUCACGAUUGCCGGCCAGUCCAAGAACGAGCAGGAUGGCCGCACCCUGCGCCAAGUCAUCCAGCUCACGUUUGAGAAGGCCACUGACGAGGCUCAUUGGGCAUCUAUGUAUGCGAAAUUCUGCAAGCGCAUGCUGGAGAUGAUGAGCCCGGAGAUCCGCGAUGAGAACAUCCUCGACAAGCAAGGCAAUGUUGUCAGUGGUGGUGCCCUGUUCCGCAAGUACCUCCUCAACAGAUGCCAGGAGGAAUUCGAGCGCGGCUGGAAGGUCGAUCUUCCUCAACCCAAGGAAGGCAAGGCAGGUGAGGCAGCGCUCCUGUCUGACGAGUACUACAUUGCCGCCGCAGCCAAGCGUCGUGGUCUGGGUCUCGUGCAAUUCAUUGGUGAGCUCUACAAGCUCGGUAUGCUCACGGAGCGCAUCAUGCACGAGUGUGUGCGGAAGCUGCUCGAAUUCACUGGUGUUCCCGACGAGGCUGAGAUCGAGUCCCUCACGAAGCUCCUGAGAACUAUCGGUGGCAACCUGGACAGCACAGAUAAGGGCCGUCAAUUCAUGGAGGCGUACUUCCAGAGGAUCGAUAGUAUCAUCAACCUCGAGGGCCUGCCUAGCCGUCUCAAGUUCAUGCUCAUGGACGUUGUCGACCUGCGCAAGGCCGGUUGGGUCUCCAAGGAGGCGAACAAAGGGCCCAAGACGUUGGAGGAAGUGCGAGCGGAGGCUGAGGCAGCGGCUGCACAGAAGGCGGCUGAGAAUGCUCGCAACAACCAGCGCGGCGCUCCUGGCGGGCGGCCGAUGGGUGGACGGGGCGAGUCGAGAAAUUUCUCGUACACCAGCGCACCCCCCAACCAAGUUGGCAUUGACGAUCUCAGGCGUCUCAAGGGGUCAUCCAGCCGUACCUCGAGCCAGAAUCCAUCGUUCGGCCCAACGUCGAUGUUCAACUCGCGUAGCAACAGUGGACGUCGCAUGGGCGGUCCUGGUGGUGCUUUCGGUCGUGCCGGUGAGGACUCCGGCGCGUCCUCACGCACUGGGACACCGCCCACUCGUGACCGCGACUCGGUUGCGCACACAAAUGCAUUCGGACUCCUCGCUGAUACCGGAGACCACCCGGGCUCUCCUCCGUCGACCCACGCGUCACCAGCGCUGUCCAAGGCGACUCUCGACACUGUGGCGGCAGGUGACGACAAUAAGGAGUAG
Molecule: messenger RNA, 4740 nt
Organism: Parathielavia appendiculata
Lineage: Eukaryota; Fungi; Ascomycota; Sordariomycetes; Sordariales; Chaetomiaceae
Exons: 4
Coding region: 1-4740 (1579 amino acids)
Cellular component (GO): eukaryotic translation initiation factor 4F complex
Molecular function (GO): translation initiation factor activity; mRNA binding; protein binding
Source: RefSeq, a predicted model, not a curated record